This is a messenger RNA of Fusarium graminearum PH-1, 369 nucleotides long. RefSeq lists its product as uncharacterized. The coding region runs from base 1 to 369 and encodes 122 amino acids. The record is from RefSeq and is a predicted model, not a curated record. The transcript has 3 exons. Lineage: Eukaryota; Fungi; Ascomycota; Sordariomycetes; Hypocreales; Nectriaceae.
AUGCAUGUCUUCGCCCAUCCAAAGAACAGGGGCAGAGUGUUGGUGUUGAGAGCCUACCUACUAAUGUACCACCUGUCUACCAACCCCGAACUCUUAGCUCAGACGGGCGGAGCUGCUGGAGCCCCUGUCUACGACCAUGACAGUAUCGCGAACUGGCCUAUCAUAUCACAGAAUCUCCCGUGUUCGCCAAUGAGAACAGGCCGCCUUUCAAACGUCUCUACAAAGAUGGGAGAACCUGGUCAGACAACUGGAACGGUAUUAGCAGCCACUGCAAUCGAAACAAAUGAUCUUCAGGUGGUGGUUAUAUGGCGAUCUGAACCCCUCGGCGUUUCUGAUCUUUCUACUCACAUGACCAGGGGCAUGCCAUAA